Molecule: messenger RNA, 1986 nt
Organism: Naegleria fowleri
Lineage: Eukaryota; Heterolobosea; Eutetramitea; Acrasida; Naegleriidae
Exons: 1
Coding region: 1-1986 (661 amino acids)
Source: RefSeq, a predicted model, not a curated record
AUGGCUUCUUCCUCGUCUCCUUUGUCUCAAGGACGACUAGGGACGUUGAAAAGCCUUAAUAGUAAUAGCGAACUCUCAACCCAAACAACUCAUACCACCCAUUCAACCCGGAUUGAUCCUACUACACCUUCUGCUGAACUUGAUACUUACAACAACGGCUCUCGUUUCUCAACAGCAAUAUUGCUGCCGUCCUUAUCCACCAACCAACAACAACCUCAACAAUCUCAACCACCACCGACGAACUCAUCAUUGUUCCUUAAAUAUCCUCAUCCCAUGAUGGAAACCAGUGAUUCCUCACUGUACCGAUCCGUUCUAGACUCACUAGUGGAUGAAAAUUGUUGUUCCAAUGGCUCCAGUAUCAGUUGUGGGUCCAACAUCGAUCAAGAAGGAGAAGAUGAAUUCAUCGCAACAACCACUACCACGGUUGAGUCAGAAGAUGGUAUCAAUGAUGAAAUUAUUGAAUACAUGUCUCUUCCCAAAUUACCUUCUUUGACCACACUAACAAAAGAGAAGGAGGAUGAAAAAAUCAUUGAAUCAAAAGAAACCAACAUUCAAAAUGAGACUGUUCAGUCGCAACAAUUCAAGAAACACUCUCCAAGAUCCACUUGGAUGAUUUCUAAACAUCUUUCGUUCACUUCUGUCCAACAUGAAAUGACCUUAAACACUUCCACUCAACCAACAAGUAACGAUCCAAAUUUGGAAAUGAAAGAAAUUUCUAAUUCUCCAUCAACUUCCAGUGUUAUAGAGAUUCCUACAAUCAUCACGGAUCAAGCCUCGCACUCUUCAUCUAGUUUGUCACUUAAACGAGCUUCUUCUUUGAUUCAACAUCCCAAUUCUAAUCUGUUGACUUAUUCAAAGAGUAGCAACAGCAUUCAGAGUGCUAGUAAGAUCAAUAUUCAUACUCUGAGCGAGAGUAGCUUUAAAGUUAUUCCAAAGAAAGGGAAAGUUGUACCAGACUAUGAGGAAGUUGAAUCAAUUAAUUCCUCAAGUGACACUCCAAAGCCAGCAAGAAUCUUUCAUCAAUCUUCCAAGUUUUAUAGAGUCAGCAGUUUUUCUUCGAUAGGUACUGACUCCACAACCACUUCACAAAAAUUACGAUCCAAAACAACAUCGUUCAAUUCCAACCAAUAUGUCAACCUGCAGAAGAAAGGGAAACCUAUUUUAAAGAAAUCUAAAUCUUCUUCAGCUUGUUUUUACGCACCACGACCUUUGACUAGCGAAGAAGCAGCGGAAAAUCAAAAGAAAAUUUAUUUCAAUGAGCAAGUCCAAAUACGUGAAUUUAGAACUUUGUAUGAAGGUCGCUCUCGAAGAAUGUACAGAUUCUCAUUUUGGUCAAGAAACAUAGUUGCUCAUGUCAGCCUUUUACUAUGCUUCACAAUUUUGUUUUUUGCAUUUAUUGUUUUAUUUAUUUUCGGCAAUUCGAUUCAAAUAACCUGUGACACAGAUUACAUGAAAUAUUUUCUACUUUCUGACUCUUUGAAUUGUUUGAGCUUUGCAUUGUUCUUUAUAUUCCUGAUUAUUUUUCAGUGUAGAGAGGGAAAGAGGAGGAGAUUAUCAAAGCGUUCGAAAUCAAACCAUCCUCAAAAAUCCAAGUCCAAAAAGAAGCCAGUGGUUAAGAAAGAGCACAAGUUUGUCCAUCAAGAUAGUUUUAGUUUGUAUAGAAAUUUAUUUAGUACCUCCAUUUCAUUAGAGCCUCUUAAAGAUGAAGAGAGUAGUCCAUCUGGAACAACUGAUUCGCCCGUAACCUCAUCAUCUUCUUCUAAAUUUAAGCUUAGUCCAUUUGCGAAAACCAUGAUUGGAAUUGUAUCAUGGAUUGUAUUGCAUGUAUGGGGAUUAGCAUCCAUUGUGAGUGUCAUUGACGCUGGUACUUGCGUUACAGGUAUUGGACUAGUAUAUUACAUUCCCAACAUGCUUCACUUUACGGUGAUGUUGUUAUUGAGCAUCUCUGAGAUCAUUAUUAUCUUCGCCUCAAUCCUCCGAUAUUGA